UGGACCUGCCUCCCGCCGGCUGGCGGGGCCCGGCCGAGCCCCCGGCGCUGCGGCGAAGCCGGGAUUCUGCCUCCGCCAGGCCGGCUGCUGGGGGCCCGGAGGAGGCUGCUGAGCCCCGGGCCAUGGUCCAGUCCCGCCGGACCUGGAACCUGGGAGCCACGCCCUCGCUGCGCAGCCUGUGGAGAGUGGGCCGGGCCCCGGAGCCCGAGCCGGGGAUGGCUCGCCCCGCCCCAGCCAGCCCGGCCGCCCGCCCUUUCCCACACACCGGCCCAGGGAGGUUGAGAACUGGGCGCGGAAAAGACACCCCGGCCGGCAGUGAUGAAGACCCUGGCGCCCGAAGCGCGGCUCGCCCGGCCCUAGCUCAGUGCCGAGCCCUCAGCGUGGACUGCACCGGCCCCGGGAGCCCCCGCAGGCUCUACCUGAGCGUGCAGCAGGCCCUGCAGGACAAGGGGUGCAAGAGCAAGAGUCAGGGGACGAAAGACGAGAAGCUCCUGAAGAGGCAGGCGCCGGCCCCCAGGCGGGACCGGGAGGCCCAGGAAGCUGGUGGCACCAUGAAUGUAGAGAAAACAGGUGGGCGGCUCUUUGGCAGCGGGAGGUGCUCGAGCCUGUCGGGGUCCCCAGGUGCGGUCCCCAUGGUGCAUAAGAUGGUGGAGGCCAUGUCCCAGCUGCAGGAGGAGAAAGCCCGGCUGCAGGAGUUGGCAGCCCUACGGGAGAGGCUGGCCCUCCAGGACAGUGACCAGCAAGCCACAUCCGCCCAGCUGCAGAACCAGGUGGAAAACCUGAAGGAGAAGCUCAUUGGCCAGGCCCAGGAAGUGAGCCGCCUCCGGUCGGAGCUGGGAGGCACGGACUUGGAGAAGCACCGGGACCUGCUGAUGGUGGAGAAUGAGCGACUGAGGCAGGAGAUGCGGCGCUGCGAGGCCGAGCUACAGGAGCUGCGUGCGAAGCCGGCGGCCCCCUGCGCAGGCUGCGAGCACAGCCAGGAGAGCGCCCAGCUCCGGGACAGGCUGUCACAGCUCCAGCUGGAGGUGGCGGAGAACAAAAGCAUGCUGUCAGAGCUGAACCUGGAGGUGCAGCAGAAGACCAACCGGCUGGCCGAGGUGGAGCUGCGGCUCAAGGACUGCCUGGCAGAGAAGGCGCAGGAGGAGGAGAGGCUCAGCCGGCGCCUGCGCGACAGCCAUGAGACCAUCGCCAGCCUGAGGGCCCAGUCGCCGCCCAUCAAGUAUGUCAUCAGGACGGUGGAGGUGGAGUCGCCCAAGACCAAGCAGGCCCUCAAUGAGUCCCAGGCCCGGAACCAGCACCUGCAGGAGCAGGUGGCCAUGCAGAGGCAGGUGCUGAAGGAGAUGGAGCAGCAGCUGCAGAGCUCGCACCAGCUGACCACACAGCUCCGGGCGCAGAUCGCCAUGUACGAGGCAGAGCUGGAACGGGCCCACGGGCAGAUGCUGGAGGAGAUGCAGUGCCUGGAGGAGGACAAGAACCGGGCCAUCGAGGAGGCCUUUGCCAGGGCCCAGGUGGAGAUGAAGGCCGUGCACGAGAACCUGGCAGGCGUCCGGACCAACCUGCUGACGCUGCAGCCAGCGCUGCGGACCCUCACCAACGACUACAAUGGGCUCAAGCGGCAGGUGCGGGGCUUCCCCCUGCUGCUCCAGGAGGCCCUCAAGAGCGUCAAGGCGGAGAUCGGCCAGGCCAUCGAGGAGGUCAACAGCAACAACCAGGAGCUGCUGCGCAAGUACCGCCGGGAGCUGCAGCUGCGCAAGAAAUGCCACAAUGAGCUCGUGCGGCUGAAAGGUGAAGCUCCCGCCCUCAACUGGUUUGCUCAGGAAGAAAAUGUACCCAUAAGGAACAUCCGAGUGAUCGCUCGUGUCCGGCCAAUCACCAAAGAGGAUGGGGAAGGACCUGAGGCAACCAAUGCCGUGACCUUCGAUCCUGACGACGACUCCAUCAUCCACCUGCUGCACAAAGGAAAGCCUGUGUCCUUCGAGCUGGACAAGGUCUUCUCCCCAAGGGCCUCGCAGCAGGACGUGUUCCAGGAGGUGCAGGCCCUGAUCACCUCCUGCAUCGACGGCUACAACGUCUGCAUCUUCGCCUAUGGCCAGACGGGCGCCGGCAAGACGUACACGAUGGAGGGGACCCCCGAGAACCCAGGCAUCAACCAGCGGGCCCUGCAGCUGCUCUUCACCGAGGUGCAGGAGAAGGCGUCCGACUGGGAGUACACCAUCACUGUCAGCGCGGCCGAGAUCUACAACGAGGCCCUCAGGGACCUGCUGGGGCAGGAGCCCCAGGAGAAACUGGAGAUCCGGCUGUGCCCAGAUGGCAGUGGGCAGCUGUACGUGCCAGGGCUGACUGAGUUCCAGGUGCAGAGCGUGGAGGACAUCAACAAGGUGUUUGAGUUCGGCCACACGAACCGCACGACGGAAUUCACCAACCUGAACGAGCACAGCUCCCGCUCACACGCCCUGCUCAUCGUGACGGUGCGCGGCGUGGACUGCAGCACCGGCCUCCGCACCACAGGGAAGCUGAACCUGGUGGACCUGGCCGGCUCGGAGCGCGUGGGCAAGUCCGGGGCUGAGGGCAGCCGCCUGCGGGAGGCCCAGCACAUCAACAAGUCGCUGUCGGCCCUGGGGGACGUCAUCGCGGCCUUGCGCUCCCGCCAAGGCCACGUGCCCUUUCGCAACUCCAAGCUCACCUACCUCCUGCAAGACUCGCUCAGCGGGGACAGCAAGACCCUCAUGGUGGUCCAGGUGUCCCCCGUGGAGAAGAACACCAGCGAGACCCUCUACUCCCUCAAGUUUGCUGAGAGGGUCCGCUCUGUGGAGCUGGGCCCUGGGUCCCGCAGGGCUGAGCUGGGAUCCUGGUCCAGCCAGGAGCACCUGGAGUGGGAGUCAGCCUGCCAGACGCCACAGCCCUCGGCCCGGGCUCACUCGGCCCCCGGCUCUGGGACCACUAGCCGCCCAGGCUCCAUGCGGAGGAGGCUGCAGCCCUCGGCCUGAGGCUGGGGCUGCAGAGUCUCCAGGGAAGUCGAGGCCGUUGCCUGUGUGAUGGACUGACGCACGCGUCCGCCCUGCCGUGCCAGGGGCUAGGUCCCGAGGCUGCCGGCCUGCGCCCGCUGCAGCUGGGGCCCGGGAGGCCGAGGCCAGAGUGAGGCUCCUCAUCUGUCUCCCCUGAGAUGAGAAACAUGUUCAGAAGGAAACGGUGUCUCUCGGCUGUGGCUCUCGAUGCACAUGACACGGGUUGGAAGGGCAGGGCUGUCCUGCUCCACCUGGCAGGCCCGGACCCUCAGAGGGUGGUCCCUUGUGGGGAGGGCAGCGGUGCGGGGAGGGCAGCCCCCUGAGGGCGGGCGGCCAAGGGGCCCCUGGGAGGCCCAGGAACCCGAGAGCAGGCCGGUGGGUGGGCGUGCCAGGGGCCCCCCCUGAGGGCCCCGCGCCGGGCGUGUACAUAGUGUGCAGUGUGCGGCGGUGCACGCAGGAGCACGGCCCCACCGGCCCCGGGCUGGGCGGCGCUGAUGGCUGGCAGCAGGCCGGGGCCGGGGCCCUGCUGCUCCCUCAUCGGCCUGGCACCAGGCUCUCCUUGCGCGCUGGCCUCGACGUUUCCUCCCUCUGAAAUCCUAUUUAAGAACUUUUGGAAGCU
Molecule: messenger RNA, 3624 nt
Organism: Pteronotus mesoamericanus
Lineage: Eukaryota; Metazoa; Chordata; Mammalia; Chiroptera; Mormoopidae
Gene: KIFC3
Product: kinesin family member C3
Exons: 23
Coding region: 123-2987 (954 amino acids)
Biological process (GO): microtubule-based movement
Cellular component (GO): microtubule cytoskeleton
Molecular function (GO): microtubule binding; ATP binding; microtubule motor activity
Source: RefSeq, a predicted model, not a curated record